This is a messenger RNA of Musca vetustissima, 630 nucleotides long. Its product is annotated as nucleolar protein 16-like. The coding region runs from base 28 to 627 and encodes 199 amino acids. The transcript is spliced from 3 exons. The record is from RefSeq and is a predicted model, not a curated record. Gene Ontology annotation, cellular component: nucleolus. Gene Ontology annotation, biological process: ribosomal large subunit biogenesis. NCBI's taxonomy places the organism in Eukaryota, Metazoa, Arthropoda, Insecta, Diptera, Muscidae.
AUAAUUAAUUAAUUUAACAAAUUUACAAUGAAAAUUCGUAAAAAUCAUCGUGGGAAACGUUAUCGUUACAAUGUGAAUAGAAAAACUUUGAAUAAAACCAGAUCCUCGACGGGUAAAAUCAAGGACCCUGCCUUUAAGAAGCUAUGGGAAGACUCCAAGAGGCCGGGUACAAAUUUCAAAGAAAUGGGCCUGUGUGUAGAUCCCAAUAAAUCGGUGCCAAUACCAAAUUUCAGAAAAGAUCGUUUGAAAAUUACAAAAUUGGUAAAUGGAUUCGAGGAAGAAGAAAUUACCGAGGAUGAUAUUAAACAAGCAGAAGAACCCAAGAGGGGACAUGUUGUUGCCGAAAUGGAAGAAAUGGCCAAACAAAAGGCGGAAUCGAAAUUCAGAUUACCGAAAGGUGUCGUUAGCCAUAUUUCAUAUUUCAUGGAUAAAUAUAAAUUCAACUACAAGGCAAUGGUUACCGAUCGUCGCAAUCACGAUCAAUGGACGUGGAAACAAUUUCGCAUGAAAAUUAAACAAUUCAUGAAUAUCAAGGAACAAUUUAAUGUGUAUUUGGAAAAACGUAAUCUACCGCUGGAUAAAGAAUUAGAUUGGGAAGAAUAUAAUUCGGACAGUGAAUGGCAGUAGAUU